Amborella trichopoda is the source of this 1190-nucleotide messenger RNA. RefSeq lists its product as uncharacterized. The record is from RefSeq and is a predicted model, not a curated record. NCBI's taxonomy places the organism in Eukaryota, Viridiplantae, Streptophyta, Magnoliopsida, Amborellales, Amborellaceae.
AUGGGACAAGGAGAAGAAUACAAGACUAGGCCCCAUGCCUCACAAAUCCAGAUUCUGGAAAGAGGAGAGAUAUUCUUCUUUUACAGGCCCAAGGUAAACAAGGAAGAGGCACACAGCGUGGACGACGUGCAGAGGUUAUAUGUGGUUUUGAGGCCAGAAUCAGCAGAGAGAAAUGUCGAAGAGAAACAAGCCUCUCAUUCCGGCAAAGAAGGGGCCAAGAAAAUUAAACGUGAAAGAAGAGGCUCAACUUCAACUGGAGGUGGACAUGGCAGUGAGAAAGUGAAUAUCGAGCAGCAACCAUUGUUCCGAUUCAUUGUUCUGGGUCGGAAAAGACUUCCGGAUCCUAGGAAGGUGGGCCGGGGCCAGCCUAAUUGGGGAUUUGUAGAGAUGGUGACCACAAUUGAAGAUGUUAAGAAUGCUCUAAGUGGAGAGGAACAUGAGACAGCAACGAGGGGGCGGCGCCACAAACCCGCAGCACGAGCCGUUGGUGAAGGCAUAUACCGCAUAGUCUGGCACAAAUCGAAGAACAAGGUCCACACCCACUUGAUAUACAAGCUCGAGAUGCCUUCUCAAAGUGACAAACGCGAGGCUGAAGAGUCACUCAACAUAGCGAGUGAGGCUUCAUUUGUGAUCCAAAUAAAGAACCCAGAGCAGCCAUCACCACCAUCAGUCGGACUGCAGAGUGAGAGGAAACCCAUGUUCCCUGCACACCUCCAAGAAAACUUCGGUAAUCGGCGCUACGCACCGGCAGACCCACCCGACUUCCUCAACUAUGAACGAUGUGAAUUUCUCUUAAUUGGGGCUUCUGAUGACAUAGAAGAAGAGCUUGGUCUAGAGCUUAAGCCUGAGGUUCCACAAAAUACUGCUUUUUCUGAUAUCAUAAAGAUGUUUGGUGACAGUGUGUCUGUUAAGCCCCUUUUGGAAGGCACUUGGGCUUGAUGAAUCCGUGAUGUCUAUCCCCAGGAAAACGAAAAACCAUAGUUUUGUAAUUAUAGUCAUGUGUGUAGGUAGUUGUUUAGUCAGGUGUGCAGCCGGGUUUAUAGGAGUGCAUGGUGUCUUUUGGGGUGCUUGUGAGAAUGGGCUUACUUAAGGCUUCGUGUUUUUUUUGGAAGUGAAAAGGCCAUUUUUGUACCUCUACUCUUGAGUUAUGACUUAUGUAGCCAUGGCUAUGGCUUAGUUAUACUUUUUGA